Messenger RNA from Durotheca rogersii, 1097 nucleotides. RefSeq lists its product as uncharacterized. The record is from RefSeq and is a predicted model, not a curated record. Lineage: Eukaryota; Fungi; Ascomycota; Sordariomycetes; Xylariales; Xylariaceae. Gene Ontology annotation, biological process: late endosome to vacuole transport via multivesicular body sorting pathway; vesicle budding from membrane. The transcript has a single exon. Gene Ontology annotation, cellular component: multivesicular body. The coding region runs from base 284 to 925 and encodes 213 amino acids.
GCCUGCCUCCUCAUAACCCACCCUACCCACCACUUGGCCGACCUCAGUGGGAGGCCUACUAUUUGCCUGCCUACGCCCACCGCAUACAGUCUACACCCUGAGGUCUUCUACCUACUCCAACAACGACAGCAACCGCUCCGAUUAAAGACUGACACCUAUCCUUCUACCUACCGUGCCAAAAGCACACACGUAAACUCAACCCGCCUGCGGCUCCUCCUCCUCCCUCCCCUCCACACCCGACAAACCGACCGACCGACCGUCUGACUGACCACACCUCACCACCAUGAACCGGCUCUUCGGCAGCGCGCCCAAGGCGCCCAAGCCGACGCUCAACUCGGCCAUCUCGACGCUCGACGGGCGCAUCUCGUCGGUCGACGUGAAGAUCGCGUCGCUCAACGCGGAGCUGGGCGGGUACCAGGCGAAGCUGGGCAAGAUGCGCGAGGGCCCGGGCAAGGCGGCGCUGAAGGCCAAGGCGCUGCGCGUGCUGCAGCGGCGCAAGCAGUACGAGGCCCAGCGCGACCAGCUGCAGGGCCAGGUCUGGAACAUGGAGCAGGCCCAGGCCCUCCAAGACAACCUCGCCGGCGUCAUGACCACCGUCGACGCCAUGCAGACCACCCAGAAGGAGCUCCGCCGCCAGUACGGCAAGGUCGACCUCGACCGCAUCGACCGCCUCCAGGACGACAUGGCCGACCUCCUCGACGUCGGCAACGAGAUCCAGGAGUCCCUCAGCCGCGGCUACGAGCUCCCCGACGACGUCGACGAGGCCGAGCUCGACGCCGAGCUCGAGCUCCUCGGCGCCGACCUCGAGCACGAGGCCGGCCUCGACGCCGGCGCCGUCCCCGACUUCAUGCGCGAGGAGGUCCCCGAAUUCAUCGACGAGCCCCCUCAGUCCGCCGCCGCCAAGGUCCAGGAGGCCGCCCGGUGAUGGGCUACCGCCCGCGGCGGCAACGAAUACUAUGGGCAGAACGUGGAGUGGACUGAGACUACGCGGCGAACCCUCUGGGUACGGGAGUUACGGGAGUUUGGUACAAUACUCAAGGGGUCCAGGGAACGGGUGGAGGUUAUGCAUUACGCUGUACUGUAUUUUAGGCAAAACA